AUGCAGCGUUCAUCAAAUAAUUUUGUUCAUGGUCGUCAAUCACCAUCGAAUAUUGACAGUUAUAAAACAUCAAAUGAUCUAGUAAUGAAAUCUCCUGAUACCAGAACACCACGUCAAUUAUCUUCGAAUACUGGAACAUCACCUCGAUUACCUUUUGAUCCUAGAACAUCACGUCAAUUAUCUUCGAAUACUGAAACAUCACAUCGACUACCUCCUGAUACAAGAACACCACAUCAAUUAUCUUCAAAUACUGGAACAUCACAUCGAUUACCUCCUGAUACUAGAACACCACGUCCAUUGUCUCCGAAUACGGAAACACCAGGUCGUUUAUCUCCGAACACUGAAACAUCACAUCGAUUGCCUCCUGAUACAAGAAUACAACAUCAAUUAUCUUCAAAUACUGGAACAUCACAUCGAUUACCUUCUGAUCCUAGAACAUCACGUCAAUUAUCUUCGAAUACUGAAACACCACAUCGAUUGUCUCCUGAUACAAGAGCAACGCGUCAAUUAACACCGAAUACUGGAACAUCACAUCGAUUAUCUCCUGACAUUAGAACACCACGUCAAUUGUCUCCUAAUACUGAAACAGCACAUCGAUUGUCUCCUGAUAUUCGAACAACACGUCAAUUAACGUCGAAUACUGGAACGCUACAUCAAAUGUCUCCUCAUACUAGAACAUCACGACAACUAUCCACAAUAGAAAAUAGUGAUGACGAUGAUGAUGAUGAUGAUGACGACGACGAUGAUGAUAAAAAUAAUGAAACAUUAAGAAAAUUAAUGACGCGUCAACCAUUAAAUCCUUCUCGAUCUGGAUCAUUAAGUAAUACAUCAUUAAAAUCUAUGAUUAUUGAUGGACAAUGGAAAUAUCGAGCACAUGACGAUGAUAAACUUCGAUUUAAAUCAAUGGGUAUUGAAAAUUUAGUUGUUAUUUGUCAUGAUAUGAUGAAAAAUACAUUUGAAUCAAUUCAUCGAAAACGAGAAAAACGAUCAAAAUCUUCUUCAAUAGAUGAUUUAUAUCCAAUAGUAAAAUUAGAUGAAUUUAAGAAAUUAACUAAUACUGAUCGUGCUUCUUUACGUCGUGCAAAGGUUUUUGAACUUAUGACAAUUGUUAAUGAAGCUACUUUAACAAAUGCUUCAAUAUCUCAACUUAUUCGUAUUUGGCGUGAAGUAUCUGAACAUAAUUUAAAACCUCGUCAUGUAAAACCAUCUGGAUCUCAACCUUUAAUAUCUUAUGAACAAGUUUUUGAACAUCUAAUUCGUACACCUAAUGAUCAAAUACUUCAAAUAGCUGCUCAUGCAUCUUUAAUAAGUACACAUAGUCGUUCAGAUUUAAAACGAUUAGGUGAAAAAUUAGGUAUCAAAAGACAUGAUUUUGAUAUGACUUCAAUUCGUGAAUCUACAGAAGCUUUUCAAAAUUUUAUUAAAUUUUUACGUGAACAAAAAUUAAGAAAAAAACAAGAACAACAAUUUAUUGAUAUAAAAAGAUUACCAUACAGACCAAAAAAGAAACGUGGACUUUGUGCAAAUGUUUCGGGUACAAAGUUUCGUAUUAUUUGUCAAGCUAUGGAUGUAUGUGGAUUUUUUAUAAGUCCCGAUCCUGAUUUUACUAGUAAUCUUCUAUGGAAUGAUUCAUUAAUUUCUAUGGAUAUUGUAACAGCACUUAAACCUUAUCAAAAAAUUAAUCAUUUUCCAACAAUGAAUGAAAUAUCACGUAAAGAUUUAUUAGCUAAAAAUUAUGAUAGUGUACGAAGUAUUAUUCCUAAAGAAUAUAAUUUCGCUCCUAAAACAUGGAUAUUACCAAAUGAAUAUAAUUUAUGGUAUUCGUAUGCUUCAAAUAAACCAAAACGAAAUCCAUCAGUAUAUAUUAGUAAACCAACAAAUGUUGCUUUAGGUCAAGGAAUUGCAAUUCAUUGUGAUUAUAAACGAAUUAAAUGUAAAGAUAAUUAUAUAAUUCAAGAAUAUAUACGAGAACCAUAUCUAAUAGAUGGUUUUAAAUUUGAUCUUCGAAUUUAUGCUCUAAUUACUUCGUGUGAUCCAUUACGUGUAUUUAUUUAUAAUGAUGGUCUUGUUCGUAUGAGUUCAAAAAAAUAUGAAAUACCUACUCCAAAAAAUAUAUUCGAUCUUUCUAUGCAUUUACCUAAUUUUAUGGUUGAUGAAAAUGAUCCUGAUAAUUUCGAUAUAGAUAAUGGUAAAAUAUCUUCACUUAAAUUUUUCUUUGAUCAUUUAAAAAAAGAAAAACAAGAUGUGAAUAAAUUAUGGAAAGAAAUACGAAAUAUUGUAACCAAAACUAUAUUUCUUGCUGAACCACAUAUGUUAACUUCUUAUAACAAAUGUCGACAAGGUACAUUACCAACAAGUGAAAGUGUUUGUUUUGAAUUACUUGGUUUUGAUAUAUUAAUUGAUAAAAAUUUAAAGCCAUGGAUUAUUGAAAUUAAUCGUUGUCCAAGUUUUGAUAUUAGUGAACAAAUUGAAUUUGAUAUUAAAAUGAAAUUAUUAUGCGAUACAUUUAAUUUACUUCGUUUUCGAGUAUCGGAUCGAAAGAAAAGUAUUACAAUUGAAAAAAUUGAAGCUCAACGUCGAUUGUAUUCAAGUAUUGGUAAACAUAUCGAUCAUCAAACUUAUGAAUUGGAUGAAAUAAAAGAAAAUUUAUUUCUUCUACAACGAGAAAAAACACGUGAAAUUUUUGAAAGUCAUCAUGCUGGUGGUUACAGCCGUUUAUUUCCUAUUGAUGAUGAAAGUUCUAUGAAUGAAUCAAUGAAUAUUUUAACAAAAUGUUUUCAUAUAUUAUGUGCAAAUAAAGAGGACUCAUCAUGGAAUAUGAAAUAUUAUAAAAAAUAUAAUGAACAAGAUUUAUUACAUAAAAUUGCACAAUUAGGAAAUAUUAAGCAAAUUAAACAACAAGUCCCUAAUAAUAAUCUUCGAUUUGAUCGUGCUUCAUCUCUGACUUGUUUUACAUUCGACUUAAGUGAUGACGAGAGUAAAUCUUCACGUGAAUCAUCCCGUGAAGAUAAACGUAGACAAUCUUCACCCUCACCAUCUGAUUCUUUCAUGAAAAGAGUAUCAACACAAACACCUUCUGAUAUUCUUCGAUCAACUUCAUCAUCAUCAUUAAAUCUUACAAAACCACGAUCGAAUUCACUUGCUUCUACGGGUAGUGUUAGUCGUCCAAAAUCACAAACACGUAAAAGUCAACCAGGUGUAUCAGCCAAUCGAAUAACAGAAAAAAAGGCUUAUAUUACUCCACCAUCAGAAAAUCUCGAUCAACAACGACCUCAUUCACCAAAAACUCAAAAAUCAAAUAAUAAAUCACAAAUGGUUACAUAUUCAUCUAUUUUACAAGCAACACGAAAACAACAAUUAGCUGAUCAAACAACAACAACAGUAACAACUAAUAUUACAAAAGAACUUCAAUUAAAUGAUCAUGAUUUACAUCGUUUAUAUCAUUUAAUAUUAAAUGAAAUGAAUAAAUUACGUAUUCACUAUCCAAAUAAAUCCGAUAAAGAAACAUAUCAAAUUUGUACUCAAAUUAUCGAAAAUUGGAGUGCAUAUAAAUCUGAUAUCGGUCAAUUUUGGUUAGUCGAAUUAGAUGCAAAUAAAAGACAAGCAAUUAUACAAAUUGUUUGGAAUAAUAUCCAACAAAUAAUGCAAAAAUUAUGUAGUGUCAAUGAACUUGUUCAACAAUUACCAUUAAAUCGUCAUUUAAUGAAAUUAGAACGACGAUUACUUGCUAAUCAUGGACAAUGUAUGUGGGACACAUGUCAAAAUAGAUACAAUUCAUGGGAAUCAUUAUUUGUCAAAAGUACAAAUCGUUUAUCGAAUAUUGAAUUAGAUUGUUGUUAUCGUUUUGUUGAAUUAUGUAAAGAAGCAUUAUUUAUUGUUUAUCGAUAUUCAAUCGAUGAAAAAUUCUUUAAACAAAAACAAAUCGAUCAAAAUUUAACAUUAAUGAUUAGAUCUUAA
Molecule: messenger RNA, 3957 nt
Organism: Adineta steineri
Lineage: Eukaryota; Metazoa; Rotifera; Eurotatoria; Adinetida; Adinetidae
Source: the annotation of a GenBank genome assembly